This is a messenger RNA of Coffea eugenioides, 1100 nucleotides long. Its product is annotated as dnaJ homolog subfamily B member 8. The record is from RefSeq and is a predicted model, not a curated record. NCBI's taxonomy places the organism in Eukaryota, Viridiplantae, Streptophyta, Magnoliopsida, Gentianales, Rubiaceae. The transcript has 5 exons. Bases 268 to 762 code for a protein of 164 amino acids.
UAUCUCCUCUGCUCCGCAACUUUUUUUUACUCUCCCAGAUAUUUUCACUCCUCCAUCUCUUUCCCCCGCCUUCAAGAGAAUAUUACCUUUUUCAGAACUUCCCCCAUAUAUUUCUCUAGCUCUUUUUGCCACCUCUCAAUCUUGUUUGUGUAUCAGCUCUAGCAACCGUUCCAUGGUUUAAUUGGCAACUGAAUUGUUGCUGUUUCUUAUGCGAUUUUUGGAAGCGGUUCGUAAUUAGGAUUCGAAAAGUUUAAGCCGGAUUCCGGUAUGGAUAGACACGGAGGAUCCAACGGAUCUUGCUUCUACUCCGUUCUCGGGAUCCGUAAGGAUGCCUCCUUCUCCGACAUUCGCUCCGCUUAUCGCAAGCUCGCCAUGAAAUGGCAUCCGGAUAGAUGGACUAAGAAUCCGAACGUCGCUGGAGAAGCUCAUCGGAGGUUUCAGAAAAUUCAAGAGGCAUAUUCAGUGCUCUCCGACGAGGGAAAGAGGUCAAUGUACGACGCCGGAUUCCUUGAUCUACUCGAGGAGGACGAGGGGAUGGGUGAUUUCCUGCAUGAUUUGAUGAACAUGAUGGAUAACAACGUGGGGGCAGAGGAGGAGAGUUUAGAGGAUCUGCAGCGGACGUUCGUUGAGAUGUUCGGUGGUGAUUUGGCGAAGAUGAUGGAGAAUGAUGAUCAGACGACUAGGAAGAGAACACGGGACAGUGGGUCCAGCGUAAGGGCAGCUCCAAAACGGGGCAACAGCUGUGGAACGUCAUAUCACUGACGGUCUGCUUCGUACCAGAUCAUGGCCUUUGGCAUUUUGUGGUAGAAAAAAAAAUUAUAUAUAUGGCCUAUGAUUAUGUACUUAAUUCUUCAAUUAAUAGGUGCAAAUUUUGGACUAAAGGGGAACUAACUGUCAAUUUGGGGGGUAGAUUAGGCAAAGUUCCACAGCUAAUUUGGCCCUUUUUGGACUUUUUCCGUUGUUCGGUGGUGCAAGGAGGAUUGCUAAUUGCUUUGGUGAUUAGUUUACGUGAUAGAGCUCUUUUUAUUUUUAUUUAGUAUUUUUUGAAGGAAGCUUUUUUUAUUCAAAUAAACAUACAUGUUUGUGGUUACACAAUUAAA